CCAGGAUAUUUCUGUCAGACUUUUUCUGAUGAGCAAAUCCUAUAAAGCAGCGGUCCCCAACCUUUUCACAGACCGGGCUUUAAGGUGUGACGGAUAAAUACAACAAAAUAAAAUGAUACGACUGGCAUAAAAACUGUCACCAACUGUGACCUUCACGUGACAAAGAUGUAACAUCGAAAAAUUUUUUCAAAAUAAAAGAUUGUAAUGGCUGAGCACACUUCUACUGGUUAUUUGUUUGCAAAAAUCCACCGCUCCCGGCUCUUCUGGUCCAAUCAGCACAGGGCAGUGCCACAGAGUUAUUUUGUGUUGGAAAUGUAAAAAAUAUAUAUAAUGAGCGAGUACAUCAUGAACCCAUUUUCCAAACCAUGUUUUUGUCUUAUCCUGAAUCACUAUUGUACACCUAUAAUAAGUGUUUAUAUUCGGACUAUUUUAGUCUGGUUGGGGUCGGCAACGCUGCAGAGUAGCACAGUACCUGCGUGACUCGCCAUAGAUGUAAACAGAGAGAAGUAGAUCCGGCUACAAUGCUCUUCCGCCAGACGCGAAUAUAAAAAAUGUUACGUUACUGUGACCUCAGGAGCUGCUCUAGAUCUAAAGUGUGUUUGUGGUUUCAGAAAACCCUGACACCUGAGGUUUCUGUGCCAUCAGGUCAUGGGGGGUCAUCUUCUGGGAAUCCCCACCAUUCCAGCCCAACACGGAGUUAGUCUGAUGUCCUAAAAUAUCUGGAUCAGAGUCUGAGCAGUCAUUUAUCUUCCAUCCGCAACCUUAAAGGAAAAAUGCUGUGAUCAUUUACUCAUCCUCGUUUCAAACCCAUGUCACCGCCAAGCUCCAAACAAUAGAAAGCUUGAUAACAGCUGUCCAUAUGACUCAUGCACUACAUUAGAAGUGCUCUUGAGUCAGGUGAUGUUUAGUGUGAGGAACACUGAUCUUCUCUACGCUGAAGCAGGUGUCCAGCCCACCUUCACAUGAAGUCCAUCAGUCAAUAAUAACUCUUUUCAGUCUGUUUUUCAUAUGAGGAGUCAUAUGUCCUCAGAUUACAUGGAAAGCAGUACAGGAGUAAAUAACAGCAGAUUUUGGUUUUGAGUGAAUUAUAACUUUAAUACUGUCUAAUCUGUUUGUGCUGAGGCAGAUCACCACAGAUUUUCUUUCAUGUCAGAUGAAUCUUUCUGCAAUGGCCAGCAGGCAUUUAAGCGUGAGAGCCGUCCUCAAAUGUCCUGUGUGAAAUUGAAUAAAGACUGUCAAACUGUCUAGGGUUUGUUUGACAUGACUCAAAAUGGAGGACAUACUGUAUCAUUCGAUUCUGUAGAACCCAAGGAAUGUGAUCUUUAUAGGGUAAAGAAAUUAUAUUUAUGGUAUAAUUUAUUAUAUAUUUUGAUCACAAAUCCAGUUUUGUAAUGAUAUGUGAAUGCAUUUAUAAUAUAAGACAUCUUACAGCAAAACUUAAUUUGACAGAUGUCCAGCAUGUUUGACCUGGUUUAUAACAAUAUAUUCCAUCUUGUAACAGCUAUAUCAUUUGUGUUGUCAUCAACUUUAUUACAAGUAAACUGAAAACGGACUAUUUUCAGAAAAGUUUUAAUAGCAAUGGUAUUUUCUCAUCUUAUCUCCAAAUAAAGUAGUAUUUUUAAGUGCGUCUUUGUUUACAGCAGUAACCAAUGAAAGCUGCAUUGCUGCUGUUGCAUGAGCGCCUCCUGCUGUCAGAGGACGAAUCUGACUCUCAUUCUGAGCUUCUGCUGUUUCUGUUUCAUGCAGAUUUGUUUUAUGUAGCACGAUUUCACAAAUAUAAAGUCAGACUGCAAAAACAACUGCUCAUGCAAUGUGUGUAGCAUAUUUGUUUGGAUCGUGAUUAAAAUGUAGUGGUUUCUUCUAAUUUUAAAUGGCAACAGAUAUUUUAAGGCUAGUUUGCUUGUUAUAGAGCAAAUUAACAAUAAACACAUUUUCUAAAUAAAAUAAAAUAAAACAUAUCAUAAUCUGCCAUGAAUAUUCAUGAUUAGUGCAUCACUAAUUAAAAUACUCAAUAAAAGGCCACAGCUUCAGUAGGUACAGUAGAUAUUGUCCUUCCUAAAGGCUGAAGUCAGGGAUCUUGGGCUUGUGAUCUAGAUAGUUUCACUUCAAAUCAUUAGGAGUUUUUUGUAUGGUAAUUAUCAUCAUUAUUAUUCUAUUACUUUAUUUUAAAGAAUGACAGUCUAUGUACAAUUUGAUCAUUUACUGUAUGAAUGUUGUUGCUUUUUCUCAGCUAUUAUUUUGGCAGAAACCCGCAGGAAGAUCUCAGUGCUUCCUUUCAUUGACAACAGCAGCAGAUUUAUAAAUGAUUCUCAUUACGGAAGAUGUUUGUCACAAGUAUCACAUUGUAACAUUCUUUUUAAUGUUACUGAGCAACUGAGGAGUAACACAGUUUAAGCUCAGUUUUGAUCCCUUCGCUGCGAGCUCCUGUAGCGCUGUCAGAAUACAUGCAAUUCAUGCAUGCACCAGAAAACAUUCUGCAGUUUAUUUACUAAUCGUAAGAGUUCAUUUGUGAUUUCAGUCAUCAUUCAGUAACCUAACCAGCAGCAGCAGCCACCUCUUCUUCUCAUCGGAGAUGUGAUGCAGUCCUAAACAGUCUCUCGCUGUCGCUGCUUAGUGCUUGGAAUCAUUUCUGCAUCUUUCUCUAAUAGUUUCACACUGCCGACCCGGUUGGCUGCAUUAGUGCGUGUCUCUUUUUACAAAGUAAUUCAGUAAAGAGCAGUGUUUUUCUCCCAUUUCAUUUCUUGGAUUAACAUUAAGGACCCUGACAGCAGCUAGUAAAUUAGGCGUGGUCACUUUAAGAGAUAAUACAUCCAAUAAUGUACACAUUCCAUUUCUUUCACAACUGUUUACUUUCACUUAAGACAUAACUGACCAUUUUUUCAUACUUUCAAGGUGACAUUUUUGUAUGUAUUUGUCGUUUCAAGAGCAAGAAGAGACUAAACUUAAUUGUUUAAGGGCUGUAGACAGCUUUCUGCAUGCCCAUUGUAUGCACCGAACAGUGCGCGGGUGCUGAAUUAAGCUUUUCAUGUCUUUUUGUGCCUGUAUUUUUAAUCUAGUGCUGUGUAUUAGUUCGUUCAGGCAUGGGAGGAAGUGAAGAAUAGCUCAGUUUGGUGUUUGCGCAAUCUAAACUAAAAAUAAUAGGGUUGUUCAACUUUAUUGUCAUUGCACAUGUAAGGUGCAAGGCAACAAAAUGCAAUUAGCAUUUUAACCGAGUCAAGUCACAUAUAUUUAUAUAGUGCUUUUAAUAAUACAGAUUGUAACAAAGCAACUGAACAACAUUAAAUAGGAAAACAGUAUGUCAAUAAAGCAAAAAGGCAGUUCAUCAUUGAAUUCAAUGAUGUCAUCAUCCAGCUCAGUUCAGUUUAUAUAGUAUCUGUGCAAUCAAGUCGAGAAAAUCACUGUAAAUGAAGUGUCCCCAAAGGUGACAGCAGCAAGGAACCAAGGAAUCUGUAUCAACUGGAAGUCUUCUAAAAGAGGUUGACGAAACAACAACAACAGCAACGGGGUAAUCAGCUCAAAUGAAACUGUAUGAGUGUUAGUCUCCUUGAGGAUGACUUUGGUUGUGCCCUUUCCUCACUGAACUUUGUUCUGCCGUUUUACAGAUGUGUCUUUAAUUACACAGACACAUUUGUCACUGCAAGUGUUGAUACUAUCAGAGGGUCCUCGUGCCACAUGCACAUAUUCAACUAAAAGACAAUCAGAUGAUCAUCUGCCAUAGUGACCUCUGACUCUGCAAAUCUCACCUGCCAGGAGGAAUGUUUACCUGCAUUUGCAAGCCUUGUGUGUCAGGAAAGCUCAGGUGCAGAUUUAGCUCAUAAUUUUGUGUUGUCUUGUGAUUUGGCAUGUGUGUGGAAUUUAUUCUGAAUUGGAGUGAAAUGAAGAGGAAUUCAACAGUCACACAACAGAUGAAUUUUAUUAUUUCAACAGACAGUAGUAAUAUAAAUAAAUAAUUCAUAAAAAUUAUUUGUAGCGCCAUUUUGGAGAAACUCCACUGGAUGCAAAUAGUGUACUUUCUCCUGUGUUAGCUGCACCACAAGGAUAUGUUUUUCAAGAGGGUAGGGGACCUGCAAGCACCUAGAGUUUGGGCCGACUGACUCCCAGGUAAUCAUGACACCUCAGCCUGGCUAUGUGCCCAAGGUUCCCACUACUCCCUUCGGGGAUCAAGUGGUGAGCCUGCAAGUCCUGCUCCCAGAAGAGGCAGACCCAGCCCUAGCUUUACUCUGUCCCGUCCGAGCAUUGAGAUGCUAUGUAGACCGGACACAAAGCUUCAGGACCUCAGACCAGCUCUUUGUCUGUCAUGGAGGCAGGCAGAAGGGGAUUGCUGUCUCUAAGCAGAAGAUGGCUCACUGGAUAGUGGAUGCCAUUACCCUGGCUGAUGAGGCACAGGGUGUGCCUUGCCCCUUCAGGUGAGAGCCCACUCUACUAGUAGUGUUGCACCCUCCUGGGCACUGGCUUGUGGCAAUCACUGGCAGAUAUCUGUAGAGCUGUGGACUGGGUGACCCCAACACAUUUGUUAGGUUCUAUAGCUUUGUGUAAAGCCAGUGUUUCCCCGGCAGCCAUCUUUAAACUGUUUGCAUGUAUCAAUGCUUAUGAAAAGAUUAAAUGAAACGGGACAAAAUUAAUCUUGACAAAACUAUAUAUCAUUAUAAAGAUCUAAGCCUCAAGCAUUGACUACAGAUCGCUGUUUUUCAAUGGAAAGCUUAUAAAGACUGUAUUUGCUACAUUUGUGUAAGCAGCACACAUAAAAACAUGAACAUCAGAAACGCAGUACAUACCAGAUCCAUCGUAAUAAUGAGUCAUAAAAACAUCCACAGCUGUAAAUCCCGGUUUAGUUAGGAAGGUAAGGGUCCACUGAAUGACAUCUCAUGAAGCAUGUUUAGUCCAACUAAGCAAUAACGUUGUAAUAUGGAUGAUACUUCCUUUGUUUACAUUUCAUUUCUUCAGCGACAGAACUGUUUGUGUCCGUUAUGGCAUAACUCACGCUAAGAAACUGUGUCUUGGUAGUAAAAAAACAGCAUGGUUUUGUUACACAAAUAGAAUGAGACGAUCCUCAAAAAAAGUGAAAGAUGUGCGGAAGAUUGUUUAUUUGAAUUCUGGCGCUCUCUCGUGACGCGAUCUGAUGCACCUGUCAUCUGAUGGAGGCUGAACUUAGUGAUCGGCUUUUGCACAAAUAAUUCCUUUUAUUUAUUUAUUUUUUAUGUGUGAGUGUGUUUUAUGUUGAAUUUGAGCGCAUAUGCAUCUGAAUGCAUCUAUAAAGAAUAGAGUGUGAUUAUUGACUUUAUGGCGCAUCUGUAUGAUUACCAUAUCUAUAGCCGGCCAUCAGCACGUGAUAAUUGACUAUAUGAGCAGAAUUCAUUGUAAAUUAUGCAUUCUCAAGAUGUUCUGUAAUUGGAAUACAUAGUUCAAUCUUUUUUUCUUAUUAAUUUAUAUUAAUCAAAUAUUACUACAUUUUAUUUUAUAUAAAUUUUACAUUUAGACAUAGUCUCAGAAAAAUGGUUACAGGAAUUUCAUUUUUCAUGGUAUCUUCAGAUUUUAAAUAAAAACUCAUGAGACAUGUGACUUUCAAGCUCAUUACUUUUCGAGAUUGCUCCAGGACUGAUUUCAUGUAUUUUUAUGAUCAACCAACCAAUCAGAGUCUCACCUCUGAUUCCUUUUAAAAACCACUUGUGCUCGUGCCAUGAUGGGUUCACUAUAUCACCUGCCUAUAGGUGUAAAUGAGUUGCCUCAAAAUAGCAACACACCGUUUUCACACAGAUCGUUUUCAGACCCGCAUGCUCAUGGGCGCACAAACGGGCAAAUUCUUUUUGCUAUUUUAACAGUGUGGUGCAGGAUGUGAAAUUGACAGCAGCAUUGGGCUGAAACUAGCAAAAAAACACUUGCAUCAUGCCUGGCGUUGCAUUGAGUGGAGUGUAUGAUAGGGGUCUAUGGGUGUGAGAGGAUACAAAACUUGUGAUGUGAAUGAUGCUGAAACUGACAGACAUAUUCAGGAGCUGAAGGCAUCUGACCCCAGUAAAUAAGAAUUAAACAGCAGUAGGAGUGUGUUGCUUGAGAAGCUUGUAUUUUCCCACCUGGAUGCAGCUAGUGCCACUAAAUCCUGUUUACACAUGGAAAUCCCUGAAAUCAAAUUCAUUCUAGAACAAUGACCCUCUCUGUGCUUGGCAUUAAUCACAGCUAAUCCCCUCAUUACACACACCACUGACUCGCAGUGAUGGUGCUCUGGUGUCGCCUGCUGAACCAGAACGAUGGGGACGAGCAUUUGGUUCUGAUGCACCCGACUGUGACUCUGCUCUCUUUGAUUUAUCUUGAUCUGUACUGGUUUAACUUUCUAGAUUUCUGUCAUUCAGAAAGUGUACAUUUGAUGGAAAACAGCAGGUCUGUAGCUGCCUAUUUAAGUUAAUUUAGUUUAAAUUGAUAUGGAAUGCAGUUCAUUCAGAACAAGAGCACUGUAACUUAAGUACAUUUUAUAUUUACAUUUAUGCAUUUAGCAGAUGCUUUAAUCCAAAGCAUCUUACAGUACAUUCAGGCUUUAUAUAUAUAUAUUUACCAAUAUGUGUGUUGCCUGGGAAUUGAACCCACAACCUUUUGCGCUGCUAACGCAAUGCUCUACCACUGAGAUAUAUGAUAAGAGUGUACUGUCAAAUACUGACAAGCAUUUGUGGUAAAAUAUACUUUAAUGUAAUUUUAACUGAAGCUUGUCAAGUCAAGUCAAACCAUCUUUUUUGUAAAGAGAUUUCUACAAUACAGAUCGUAUCAAAGCAGCUUCACAUGUCAAAUAGGUUUAUAUAUAUAUAUAUAUAUAUGUAUGUAUAUAAGUAUUAAUAAGUUUCAAUAUUCCAAGCUAUUACAAAGAUUGUUUGUCAUUUCUAUGUCAAACGCACAUUUGAAAUGAAGUUGCAAUUUAAAAUCUAUUAUUGUGAUAACUUAUACUGAUAAUCAAGUGCUUUAGUAUGUUAGUCACAACAUCAAUGUGAGUGUACUUCUUUAAAGCAUGGGUAAAAAAAAUAAAAUUAUUAUUUAAAAUGUACUUUAAAAUAAAUUUUACAUUUACAUUUAACAGGGCACUUUUUAGAAGUGUGUACACUGCGGUGGUGGUAAUAAGCAUUUUGGUCGGCCACCUACUGUACAUCAUUUUAAGAAAUGUAGUCAUGAAAGUGUACUGUUUUUAUUAUUUCAUUAAUAUUGUAUUAUUUGCAAGUACAAAAAAAAAAAAAAAACAUUACAACAAGUGCAUACAACAAGUGUACUAUUAAGAGCUCUUCUGGUUGAUACCAGCGGUGACACACAGAACUCUGAACCCUUCACAGUAAUGGAUUGAGCUGAGAUUUGAUGUGGUUAGGGUUAGCAGCCUAACAGUUUGGUUUAAUUUGAUCCUGGGCUUGUUGUGCUGCAGAUAGUUCAGGGAUUUAUGGUCCGUGUCAGCAUCUGCUCACUCUCACUGGGAGGAACUCACUCCUCAUCUCCUUUAAUCAUUAUUACUGCGAGCUGGCAGGCAAGGAAUCAUUUUUAUAUUUCAUUGCGCUCACUGAGAUUAGCCGACAUUCACAUGAAAUCCUAUCUAACCAAACGCAGCUGCUUUCAGCCUCAACUUCCCUGAACCCAGCCAAGCAAAACGAAACCUCCAGAAUGGCAAAAGUCAAAGCUUUCACUGGCUGAUUUUGCGAACGCUUUUUGAUUCACGGGAGACGAGCGAUUAUGUCUGUAACCAGACUAGCUCAGAUGAGCAACAUCAGUCUGAAUAAUAUCAGGACUCACUGUUGAUUUACAGCAGCAUCAGCGAUUUGUGUGACGUUUCGAAUUGAAUUAUCACUUGUGCUAAGUUAGAAAAAUACUAAAUAAGGCAUUAUAUAUAUAUAAAUAAACAAGUUAUAUAAAAAGUCAUUUAUUAAAUGAAUGCAUGUAAUCCUGCCCUCUGACCUGUAUGAAAAUCUGGUACUAUCAUAUACAUUUAAGGCUAUGGUCAUGUGAUGUGUCUGUACAGCUCCGUCAUAAUGCUGUCAGCCUCUGUUUUCCUCACCAUCACAUGUGUUUGUGUAGUAGAAACUGAACAUCUCCUCUCCUCAGGGGUGUCAUCAUCAGCCUCCAGCUGCAGACAGGAGGAUCGUGGGACGUGACUGAGGGAUUGAGCCUAUGGCAGAGCAGCAGCAGAGCGACACAGGUCCCUUUGUGUGAAUCUACCAUGGACCCUGUGCUCUGUCUGAUCCUGGUCCUGGGAAUGGCUGUAAUGAUGGCCCAUGCGUGCCCCAAGUACUGUGUGUGCCAGAACCUCUCGGAGUCGCUGGGGACCCUGUGCCCGGCCAAAGGCCUGCUCUCCGUGCCACCUGAUAUAGAUCGCAGCACUGUGGAGCUCCGGUUGGGGGGAAACUACAUCCUUCGAAUCACAAAACAGGACUUUGCCAACAUGACAGACUUGGUGGACCUUACACUCUCCCGCAACACGAUAAGCUACAUACAGCCCUUUUCCUUCGGGGACCUGGAGACACUCCGUUCUCUCCAUAUGGAUAACAACCGUUUAGUGGAAUUGGGCCCCAAUGACCUGCGAGGGCUGGUCAAUCUGCAGCAUCUCAUCCUCAAUAACAACCAACUGGGUCGCAUCUCUAAGAAGGCGUUUGAAGACCUGGCUGCAUCGCUUGAGGAUUUGGACUUGUCCUACAACAACCUUCAGGCUCUGCCCUGGCAUUCAGUCCGGCAGAUGAUCAACCUGCACCAGCUGAGUCUGGACCACAAUUUGCUAGACUACAUCCCUGAGGGGACCUUUGUGGAUCUGGAGAGGCUGGCCCGCUUGGACCUGACCUCCAAUCGGCUCCUGAAGCUUCCGCCGGAUCCUAUCUUUGCCAGGGCGCAGGAUUCUGAGGCGAUGACCACACCAUUCGCCCCUCAGCUCUCACUCAGCAUAGGUGGAAACCCGCUUCACUGCAACUGCGAAUUGCUUUGGUUCCGGCGUCUGGAGCGGGACGAUGAUCUGGAGACUUGUGCCUCACCUCCUGGCCUGAAGGGCCGCUACUUCUGGAACAUUCGGGAGGACGAGUUUCUGUGUGAGCAGCCUCUGAUUACUCAACACACCCACCGCAUGCUGGUUCUGGAGGGGCAGACCGCCAGUCUACGGUGCGAAGCCAUCGGAGAUCCCACCCCAACCAUACACUGGGUGACCCCUGAUGAUCAACUGCUUGGGAACUCCUCUCGCACUGUGGUGUACCGCAACGGGACGCUGGAGAUCCUGAUCACCACUUCCAAGGACUACGGGACCUUCACUUGCAUUGCAGCCAACCUGGCUGGUGAAUCAACUGCUUCAGUGGAGCUGUCAAUUAUUCAGCUACCCCACAUAAGCAAUGGCACAAGCCAGGCAUCGCAUCCCAAGUCCCGACUGUCAGACAUUACCGGCAGCUCCAGGACCAGUAAAGGUGCCCCCAAGAACCAGCCAGAGAAAGCAGUGUCUGUGUCUGAGGUGACCGCUGUGUCUGCCCUGGUCAGUUGGUCCAUCAGCAAGACUGCUCCCAAAGUGAAAAUGUACCAACUACAGUACAACUGCUCAGAUGAUGAAGUCCUCAUCUACAGGAUGAUUCCUCCCUCCAAUAAAGCCUUCCAUGUAACAAGCCUGGUAUCUGGGACUCUGUAUGACCUGUGUGUGCUGGCCGUCUGGGACGACUCGGCCACCACACUCACUGCCACUAAUGUGGUGGGCUGUGUGCAGUUCUACACCAGGGACCUGUACCCACUGUGCCAGUCUCUGCACGGGCAGCUGUUGGGCGGCACCAUGAUCCUGGUGGUGGGUGGCGUGAUCGUGGCCACGCUGCUGGUGUUUAUCAUCAUCCUGAUGGUGCGCUACAAGGCGGGGGACGGCGGAGGGGGCGGAAAAACCCCUGUCAGCAAGCUGAGCAAUGUUAGUGAGACGUACUCUCAGACCAACGGAGGGAGGCCGGGGCAGAACGGAGUGCCUCUGCUGGCACCCAAGCCCAAAGCCAGCAUGCAGGAUGAAGCGGUUGAAUUCAAGUGUGGUUCGCUCCAGAGCAGCAUGUCCUCUUCCUCCUCCUCUUCCUCCUCAGGUUCAGCAGAUCCCACGUCCUACAGCCCCAACAGUGCCCUCGCCAGCAUCUGGAGGUCUGCGCCUCCUAAGCCUCGCACUAACUUAGACCAGCUUCUAGGGGCCUUCACAUCGCUGGAGCUUCGGGGCCAGAGCAAGGAGCCGCGUGCGCCUGUAAGCUCGGCUAACACAGCUGCUGCUUCGGCCCCAGCGGGCCCUACUGACAGGGAGCCUCUGUUGGGCCGGACGCUGGACUCACGGCUUAGCAAGCUGCUCAUGUUACCUCUGGACUCCAAACCCAAGAGGAGCCACUCGUUCGACAUGGGUGACUUCACGGUGUCGACGGCACAGCAGCUGUGCUCGUACCCGCGCCGGAUCAGCAGCAUCUGGACUAAACGCAGCCUGUCGGUGAACGGCAUGCUGCUUCAGUGCGACGAGGAAGGGGACAGCUGCGGGAGCAAAGGCACCACUGAGAGCUCCGAGUGGGUUAAAGAGAGUACUGUAUAGGGACCGAAACUACAGGAAGAGAGACAAUAUAAACUCCAUCCUGCAUGACUCUGAAUAUGUAUUUUUAUUUUUUUAUUGUUGUUAUUCACCUUGCCAUAUCCAGAACAGAUGCAUCAUUCAGAGGGUGAAUUCACGAAAUGGUCGCACCACUCUAGAUACAGUUUUUCAACACAAAACACGGUCAGAUCCUUCCGUUGACCCUUGGUUUUCAGCAUGAACAAGCACAUUGUAGCUUGAACCUUAUUCACACAAUUUGCCUGCUGCAAUUAAGUCCAAAGUAUUUUACGCACACACCAGCGUCCGCAUACAAAUAGUUACCGUAAUAGUAUGUGCACACUGUACGCACAAAAUCAGAUUUUUUGUAACAAAUUUUGUGCAUAUUUGGUACAUGCAGGUCACAUAUGCACAUUAAAUUAGUUUUGCACCAAUCUGCAAUGCUAGCCCGGGCCGCUGUUUACAGUAGAAAACCAAACUGAGGAGAUGAAACAACAACAACAAACUAGUGGAGACUGCAGCAACAACAGCAUUAACAAGCAUUUUUGUGUGAGGGGAUUAUGAGAUCGCAGCAGCUUUAGUUAAAAAAGAGCUUUUUACCAGACUAAGAUCAAGCUUUGUACAGCGAACCUGGCAACUUUCUGUGUUCAUGCACACUGUCAAGUACUUUCAAAGGCUACAUGUUCAACUGAACACAUAUGCUAGUGUACACCUAAAAAAAAGAAUGCAUUAUACUUUGGGCUUUACACUUCAUCCUCACGUUUAUUCAGAAGAGAUGAUUUUCUGUUGAAGCAGUUAUUCAUCAAUUAAAGAAGAGAUUAUAACCAUCUGUAUAUGCGGACACAUGAGGACCUUCUGUAUUUUAAAGAGUUGAUUCAGUUGUCUGGGUCAUAGUGGUGGACUGAUGCUGUGCAGUCACAGGAAAGUUUGUCAGAUCAUGCUGGUCUGAAGCAUCCGAAACUUGACUAAACCGACGGGAAGCAGAUUGUGUGGGUGUCUUAGUGACAUUAAGCUCCUGACACACCAACAUCAGGCUAAAGACUAUAGACACCUGCUGGUAUAGACAGCUCAUCACAGGCUGUACCUGCUGUAGUGUACCCCAGACAAGCAGGACAUGAGGCAACAACACAGCCGUCUGCAGUCACCGCUAGUGCUUUCUUCUCAUGAUCUGCAUGAUCUCCUAAAGCUGCGCAGGCGACUGGUCGGUGGUCACGAUUCCUUCUUAGCGAAUCCUCCCAGUCUGCUGUGCUGACUCACUGGUGUGAGACGUGUGUGUGUGUGUGUGUGUGUGUGUGUGUGUCGUCUUCAUGUCUUAACUGUGUCUGAAUCGUACAGGUGGGAAUGAAUGUGGAAGAACUGUGGGACGGACUGGUGUGCUGCUGCAGUUUUCUAGGCUGGAAUGGGAAUUGAAGCACAUAGACAGGAAAUUGCCAUGAAGAUCCGCAUAAAGACUCUGUCAAUAUCUUUAUGUACAACACUGUUUAUAUGUGUUAUCAAUAUACAAAUUUAUAUAUUUUUUAUCUUGUUGGUCAAAUGCACCUCUUUUUUAAUGAAAGAGAAUUUCUGAAGCUUCAUGGUUUAUCUCACUCUCUUGAAGUUCUUGUUCAUUCAUUUUUGAGAAAUCGUGUACAGUUUCAAUGAAUCCUCAGAUAUUUGAAGCCGUCUGUUUACAUGUGAUGUUUUCUACAUUCCUGUAUUUACAAAGGUAAUGAAUGGAAAGACAUGAGACCAUAGUAAUGAAAACGGCUGUGUGAAAAUAUCAUGAAACAUGUCUAUUGUGUUAUUUUAAGUCACUUAAGCUUCUCACACAGAGGCACUCAGGGGCCUCGGCUAGCUUCCAGGGGGCCGUCAGAUGACUUAAAAGUAUUAAAAUGAAUAAAUAUGAAUAUAUUGAAACUAUCUAAAAUGAAAAGCUGUAUUUGCUUUUCCCACCUCAAUAAGUAUUUUUAUUAGAUUUAAUCAGAAAGCAUACAGUGUUUUGAAUCUUGUGUUGGAAAGUGGGGGGCUGUAAAAGGUUGAGAAGCACUGUCCUAGUUCACCCAAUCAAAGACAGCUGAAAGAAUCGGUGUGCAUCACAGUAUUGCUCUGGGUUCACUGGUAUUCAUCCUGCUUCACUUAGGCAGCAUUCACACUGCAGAAUGCGGUGUCACUCCUCUUCUGAGUGUUUCAUCAGGUUCUGCUCAAACACAGCUCGUUUAUUAACAGGAGUCACUCUGCAUUAUACAGCCCAGUUCCUCCUGAAGGA
Messenger RNA from Carassius gibelio (silver crucian carp), 12764 nucleotides. RefSeq names its product leucine-rich repeat and fibronectin type-III domain-containing protein 2-like. The record is from RefSeq and is a predicted model, not a curated record. NCBI's taxonomy places the organism in Eukaryota, Metazoa, Chordata, Actinopteri, Cypriniformes, Cyprinidae. Gene Ontology annotation, cellular component: cell surface; postsynaptic density membrane. Gene Ontology annotation, molecular function: protein binding. The transcript has 3 exons. The coding region runs from base 8177 to 10525 and encodes 782 amino acids.